Vitrella brassicaformis is the source of this 3315-nucleotide messenger RNA. The record is from the annotation of a GenBank genome assembly. NCBI's taxonomy places the organism in Eukaryota, Vitrellaceae.
AGCUUACUAGUUUUUCCAGAGUGACGUUUGUUCAAGAGGACACGAAUACGUGUGAACGCCCCAUGCAAUGCUGUAAUGUACAAGUGCAGAACGCAAUCAGCUAAUAAAGGAAACGAACACCACGGACCGAUAAAACGACACAACGAGGAGAAAUAUGCCAUAAACGACAUACUGAAUAGUGAGCCAUUUUUCCUUUAUGUCGGCCCAGCUCCCAUAAACAACCUAAAACUGACCUCACCACAACAAAUCCCUCUCACAUCUCUCUCUCGGCUACUGUACACAAAGACAGACGCCUCCAAUGCCCUCUGUCCAAUCGGCCUGCCUUCCUAGUCCACAACGACCAGCCCGUCGUAUCUCUUGUCCAUGAGUGUGCUCAGCAUCACCCCCUUCGGCGUGAAGUCCUCCAGCCGCCCAUCCAGGAAGGCCGACAGCAGGUGGCCCGAGAAACCCGACAGCAUCGCCACGUUCUCCUCGUCUGACACGGCCGGCUUGCUGCCGGACGCACGGAGGUUCCAGAAGACUAUCUUGGGCAUUGGGUAGCCAGCCAAGGCGUAUUUCUGCUGAAUGAGGUACAGGUCGGUAGCUCCUUUGAACUGAGGGCAUGCUUGGUCGAACUCCCUGAGACCAUGUCAAUAUUGGUGUGUCUGUGAGGUGCGCCUCAGUGCGUUCGUACAUGUCGCUGAAGAUGAAGAGCUGCUUGAUCAUAUUCUCUGGCGGAACCUUCUUGUCAAUCGCACGCUUCAGCAGCAUGUCGAACACCAGCUGAUGAGAGCAGAGACGCCACAUUGAGAGAAGAGCGUCCACCCGUGUGUGUCCAUCCCUCCAUCUGUCUUACUUGCAGGUCGGUGUUCAUCAUCCAGUCCAUGCGCAUCACCGACUGCACCUUCUCCUUCAGCGUCACGUUCCCCUCGACCCAGUGGAAGGCAGGCGUCUGGCUGAAUGUGAUGAGGGCGUUACGCCAGGGCUCCUCGGAUAUCUCAGCGGUCAGCAGGCCGAGAGCGAUGGCCACCUGGAUGGGCGUCCCGUACAUGGACCCGCUCACAUCAACUAUCGCUAUCGAACUCGAUCUGCAUCAAGACAUCCACAGACACACACAGGGGGAGAGGGAAGGGAAUCCAUGUUCAUUGAGCAGCUGCAUGAACGUGGGUGCGAGGUGCUCACAGUCCCUGGCCGCCACCUUUCUUCUUGAGGUCGUCGACAUAGCGCUUCCACUGCUGCUCGUUGGUGUUCUCCUCUGCGACGCUGCCGUACUCGUAAUGGUUGAGGAACGGCGCGAUCAGCUCAUGCGGCCGCAGAGCACCGGCCGCGAUGGUCUCAGUGCCAGUCUCAACUGCUCCCAGAAACCUGCGAGUGUGGACAUAGACAUACGUCGGCAAGACGAGAGAGGCUCUGGCUGCGUGUGUGUGCACUUACUCGUUGAAUCGUUCCUCGUCACGUCUGCAGCACGCAGUCAAAGAAAAUACACACAUUUGUAUGGAGACAUGCAUCUUCCCGUUUGUGUGUGUGUGUGUGCGUGUGUGUAUGGAUGCGUGCAAGCGCACUCACUUGUUGAAUGUCUUCUUGUAGUUGCGCAUAGCAAUGGACGGCACCCGCGAGUAGGGGAUCUCAGACCACGUCCUCGCACUCAUGUAACACUCGCACACCUGACUCGCAGCACGUAGCGGCGUCAGGUACCGCUUCCGAUAGUUGUCCAUCACGUCAAUCAGGGUCACAUUUUCCCUCUCGCCUUCAUCCACCAGUUGGAAGGCAAUUGUCGUGGCCAGGCCUGAGACGCAGUCGUGAGAUUGUCCGAUCGACGGCGCCCAUUUGCCGCACAGCGAGACGGAGCGGUUGUUGUUCAUGGCCUCGACGUCUUUGCGCAGCUGGGCUGCGUAGAGGCUGGCCACUUCCUGUCGUAGCAUGGUGGUCCAUGAGUCGGUCAGUUUCUCGGUCAGGCGCUGGUGCCGCUCUGCUCGCUUCUUGUAGCGGGCUGAGAGAGAACGAGACGCGCGUGAUGGAUGGAUGGAUGGAUCUAUUCUUCCUAUUUAGUCGUGCGUUGGCCUGCUCCAGCGCCUGAUUGGCCGCGAUCCUUGAUCGAUCCCACUCGCACCACUGCCCCCAGCGAUACUCAAACUCCUCAACGCUGCUCGUCGUCUCGUUGAUCAGCGCCGUCGUCUCGUUCAGCAUCUCUCUGCGGGCACGCUUGCGCUUCAAUCGGCGGAUAUACGACCUGUACUUCGCCUCCUUUCGCUCGUAGAAGUUGGCGUUGUCGUGCUCGCGUCUGUCGCGGUAUGGCUGGAUGCCGGCGAUGGCAAUGGUGACGAGGUCCGCUGGUGCCUUCCAGGAGGAGUGGAUAGGGAUGUGCGGCAGAUUGGCGAGCAGAGUCUGACGGAAUAUCGAUGGACAGAGAAAGAGAGAAAGGCCAACAGACGGAUGAUGCAUACACGUAAAGGGCAAAUUUUUACCUUUGGAUGGUUCUCCCACAGCCUGAGGACAGACACACAAAAGACUCAGCAAUCAGUCAGUCAUCCAAUGUGGGCGGGCUGACCAGACAAGGGCCUCAUAGAGAUUGGGCCUGUCCGAUUUGCCGUGUCUGGGGUCGCCGAGAUGGAAGAUGGCACGGAGGGUGGGUGUCGCGUUCGCCUGCCAGGCAGCCGCUAGCAUCUCGCGCAUGGUGUCGUGGUCAAUCCCGGGCACACUGCAAACACAACAGAUUCAGAUGCAUGGUGCUGAUCACCUCUUGCUCUUGUUCUUGUUUCCGACCACUCGAAGAAGAAGUCGAGCGUCGGAUCGGAUGUGCUGCUGUAGGUCCAUCCUUCGUUCUCUGCAUGACCAGGGACACCAUUGGACACACCCGCCGCAUCCAUUCAUCGAACGAACCGCUGACCUGUCGUGGUGAUGAGUUCUGGGUGCUUGAUGUUGGUCGGGGGCUGCACCAGCCAGUCAAUCGACGGCUGCGCAUCUUCCGUGUCGUAGCCGUACAGAUCGUCAGCUAACGUGCCAUACUGGGGGUGGUGGUUAGCAUACUCGUACAGCUCAACGGCCGACGGCUCAUCAGCUGUCUGAGCAUGGCGAUGCGUCCGAGCGCUGACGACAGAUCUUCCCUUUCCGAGCGGCCGGAGAGAUGGAUGUCGAAAGCCAAAGGAAGAGGCUAGAAGGCACAACCACACCAGAAACGCCAGAGGCGGGCUGAUCAUGAGUGCAUUCAUCUCGCGCGUGUCGAGGUGUCGAGGGACGAUGUGUUUUGUCGCCGGCAGAGAUCUCUGGAUCAGGGACCUUGAUGACACCGGAAUUGGAUGACAAGAGCCACAAGGGACCGGGAAGGAAGAAGGCGGA